UUUAGUGUGUUGUUUACGUUUACCCAACCUAAGAGUUGAUUCAUGACUCUCUGGUUUUUGUGUUUCUAAUGUGAAGUGCACAUUGUUCAAAGCGUCUUGUGUUUUUCCAAAAGGGUGUUUAUAUUUGUAGACUGUGAAGAUUUUAACCAAAAAAAUCUGUUUCCCUUUUGUUAUCCCAAAGUCUAAACCUACUUACCGCUAGUUAUACAUACAUACGUGUAUGUUAUACAUACAUACGUGUAUGUAUAUUUAAAAAUGGACGGUAAUGGCAUGUUUGUUCUUAAUGCCGACUGUAUUUUGGAAAUAAUGAAAUACGUAAUUACUGAUUGCCAGUUAAAUGAGCGCCAUGUUGAAAUGGGGACUCUAGUCUACAAUGACUUAAAAAAUUUUGUUUUGGCCCACGAAUUCUUCGUCGAAUUGCUUGCGGAUCAUCACAAGAUCCUUUACAAGGAUCUUGAGUUGGCACUAGCGUGCAGGACCAUAAAGCUGCUUAUAGAUCUUCGAGUGAAUAAGCAAUCGAAAAACGAAGAAAUUUUCUGGAGAUCCUUUCUGGAAUCGGUCAGGGAAAAAAGUCCGUUCGAUCUUCAACUGUCUUUUCAAGGCUUAUACGUACAUAUUAAGAUAACAGGCAUCUCAUCGGGCCGCACGCACCAAGAAACGUUAAAAUUUGACUUAACGCUUAAUGCAGACGCAUUGGCUGACAUUCUCAGCUCCAACCAAAAUCUAACCAAGUUGAGCUUUGAAAGCACUGAAGUGCAUGGAGAUCUUUCCGAUAUCAUACCCCAUUGCGCCAAUAUCGAAGAACUGAGAAUCACGUUGAAUGCGGGUGACGUGGCAUCCCAAUAUGAACCACUAGUAAACUUGCCCAAUCUGAAAAACAUUUUGGUUACUGGGUUACAAAGAAGCGAGUCGGAAUCGCUGUUUUUUAGCAAUUUAAAAAAGUGGCACAGGCCAUCGAGUCUUCCACCUUUGACACUAAAAAUCGAAGAUUACCUAACCGACAUUCAUCGACCUAUAACGUUUGCCACUUUAAAUUCAUUACGAUGUUUGCGUGUGAACGAAACCAAAGCAUAUUAUGAACGAAUAUAUAAAUGGAAAUGGAAUGCAAUUUUUAGGGCCGAGUACGAUUUAUCUGCAAUGGAGGACGACAGCAAUUCAAUAGAGGAUUCUCUGGCCACCAUUAGAUUGGGUGAAGGGGUUAAGAUCAAGUUUAUAUGGUCUGAAGGUAAACUUGAGUUAAAGUUACAUAAUAAAUCUAACAUUAGUGAAAUGGGAUCUUUAUCAAAACUGCCUAAUCUCACUCGCUUGGUUGUACAAAAUAAGACGUAUUGUUUAGAAAAUCCCGAUUCACUUGCCAUAUUCCUGCGAUCAAUGGCUCCAAACGGGUCAUUCGCUUUAAAGUCAUGUAAAAUAAAUUAUGCACGAUUGCAUCAAGCUGAGAUUGAAGAGCUCGCGAAAAUAAAGUCACUUCGAUUCCUCGCAUGCCACUUACACGACGUGCCUGAUAUCAACUUCAGUCAGAUGACUAACUUGCAACACAUGAAACUCAAUUUCCGCCAAAAUUUCAUUACUUCUAAUGUAAUCCAUAAUCUGCUAAGCAAAUGCCAGGUGCAAGCAACCAUAUUCAGUGAAGAUGUUACCAUUACACUAUGGAGGGCAGAAAAACGUUUAGAGAUCUAUCUGCGUAAUUGUGAAAACACCGAUUUUGCUAUUCCCCUUGCCAAACUAAAGGAUAUUAAUACCCUCGUGAUUUUAGGGCAUCAGAAUUUGGAAUAUCUUAAUACGAUCUUCGAUGCUUUCGCGGACAAUUUAAGUACAAUCGAAGAAUUGGAUUUAUCCGAUCUACAACCAUACCGUUCCGACUUAGAAAGCGUUCGUUUCGAAGAUAUUUCCAAAGUGACCGAAAUUCAAACCAUUAGGUCGCUUCGAUGCUGCUUGUCAGAUGUGACUGGUGUUCAGAAACUGGCAGAUCUAAACAAAUUAGAGAACUUGGAAAUAUACCAUUCUGGAGAUGGCAAUCUUAUAAAACUUUUGACAAAACUUGCUGAGAAAAACACAAUUAAAUGUUUAAAAACUGGAAAACUCACCCACGAAGAGGUUUUAAAGAUAAGCCAAAUGAGGUCGUUAAAAACUUUGGUGUGUCGUUUAUCAAACGAGGAUGACCUCAAAUUCUUUGCUGAGCUAGCAAACUCCAGUAUCGAAGAAUUAAUUAUUAUUGAAUAUACUAACCCAAUGUGGGUUACUCCCUCUCUGUUUUCUUCGCUAAAAAAAAAGCUACUUUGUGACUUAGAUAUAAGCCACAAAAAACUGAAUUUUUUUGAAACGGUUGACGUUAUUAAAAUAACGGGACUGAAAAGAUUAUGUGCUGGCUUUGUUGAUGCGGAGUGUGCGGAAAUAUUAGAUAGACUACCUCAGCUAGAGGACCUAACUAUUGGCUUUAUCAAAACUCCUUUGGAAACUAUGCUAAGGGUUAUAGCACUCAAGUCACCAAUGACUCUCAAAAAAUUGGAGCUAUGCAACUGGAUUGGUGGUAGCGAAUGUGAAUGUUUGACUCAAUUCGAAACAUUGGAAUCUUUAACAUGUUCAUUGCGUAAUGAGACGGGCAUAGAUCAUUUGGCCAAUAUACAAAACCUUAAAGAAUUACUUAUCCACCGUGGCGCUCCGCCUACAAAUCUUUUCCGUGCCUUUGCCCAAAAAAGUGAUUCAAAGUUGGAGAAACUUCAAGCUCCUGUCACAUGUUCUGCUGAGAUCCGUGAAAUAUCACAGAUUAAAUCACUAAAAACACUAAAUGUUGAUUUGACGAAAAUGUGUGAUAAUUUAUCAGACCUCAGUAGAUUGAAUGAACUAAAAUCGUUGAGUAUAUUUGAUAGUUAUGGAUGUAAAUUAAAUAGCGAUAGCUUCUUGUCAAUUAUUCGGUAUUGUCCACAGCUCGAUUGCGUCGAUUUGGGAUUUUUUUAUGGGGUGGCUUUAGACUUAGUCAGCCAAGUAAACAAUGUUCUGAAAUCUAUUAGAGAUCCCGCAAAUCAGAAACCACUACAACUAGGCAUUUUUAGUAAAAACAUUUACCCGAAAAUCCAUGUGGAAGACAUUGAUGAGUCAAUAUUAAAUGUCUCUUAUUCGUACGAAGAAGUCUUCGGUGGUUACGAAAUCGAAUUUAAUUCUGAAAACGAGGAUUCAGAUGAUUCAGAUUCUUUUGACUAUGAAUAGUUAAAACCUAAUUUUUAAAAAGUAGACACACAAAAUCCAAGAAAUAAAACCAGAGAGAACGCUAUAGUCGAGUUCCCCGACGAUUCGAUUAAAAUUGCGAGAAACAAUACAAACGUUAUUUUGUAA
Molecule: messenger RNA, 3333 nt
Organism: Drosophila yakuba
Lineage: Eukaryota; Metazoa; Arthropoda; Insecta; Diptera; Drosophilidae
Exons: 4
Coding region: 256-3207 (983 amino acids)
Source: RefSeq, a predicted model, not a curated record